AUGUGGAAUAGACGCCCACCUUCAGGCAAACAGCAUUUGAGAGAUGAUAAUGAAGUCACCUACAUCGAGACAUCUGUGAAGUCAUCACUGAUGGACCCAGAAGUUCAAGGAGAGGCCGAGGAAGAGUGUGAUGACACUCGAGUGGUCAGAGAGAUCAUGGCGAGAUGUUUUAUUCCUGCAGUGGUAACCACCAUUUCCUGGGAAGGCUUUCAUUUUGUGGGUCAUGAGAUUCGGAUUAAAGAAGCCACGGAUUGUUAUGGAGCUGUUGUUUGGCCCUCGGCUCUUGUUUUAUGCUAUUUCCUGGAAAAAAAUGCAAAGCAAUAUAAUAUGGUUGACAAGAAUGUGAUUGAAAUUGGAGCUGGCACAGGAUUGGUUUCCAUUGUGGCAAGUUUACUUGGUGCUCGUGUGACCGCCACAGACUUGCCUGAAUUACUUGGGAACCUGCAGUAUAAUAUUUCUCGAAAUACCAAACUGAAAUGCAAGCACCUACCUCAGGUGAAAGAGCUCUCCUGGGGUGUAGCUUUACACGAGAACUUUCCCCGGUCUUCUCAUAAUUUUGACUAUAUUCUGGCUGCUGACGUUGUCUAUGCUCAUCCUUUCCUGGAAGAACUCCUUGUUACCUUUGACCAUCUGUGCAGAGAAACUACCAUUAUCCUUUGGGCCAUGAAAUUCAGGCUGGAGAAAGAAAACAAAUUUGUUGAUAGAUUUCAGGAGCUGUUUGAUUUGGAGGAGAUUUCCAGUUUCCCUAGUCUGAAUAUUAAAUUGUACAAAGCUAUGAAGAAAAAUCGAAGGAGUGCUUAA
Messenger RNA from Dipodomys ordii (Ord's kangaroo rat), 801 nucleotides. Its product is annotated as protein-lysine methyltransferase METTL21E-like. The coding region runs from base 1 to 801 and encodes 266 amino acids. Gene Ontology annotation, molecular function: protein-lysine N-methyltransferase activity. Gene Ontology annotation, biological process: peptidyl-lysine methylation. The record is from RefSeq and is a predicted model, not a curated record. Lineage: Eukaryota; Metazoa; Chordata; Mammalia; Rodentia; Heteromyidae. Gene Ontology annotation, cellular component: cytoplasm; cytosol. The transcript has 5 exons.